AUGUACACCGAAUUAAAAAGAGCAAGAAAGAAUUUCAUCAACAACGACAAUAUCCCACGAGACCGUUUGAUUGUUGAAACCGUUGAUAGUUUUAUUGAAACAUUAAGUGUUGGUAUUGAAAAGUACGGUAUUAUCAACCACCCAGAGUUCGGCAAAGUAUACGCUUAUGAAGUCGAUGGUUAUGGAAGUGCUACUUUCAUGGAUGAUGCAAACAUUCCUUCAUUGUUGUCCAUUCCUGAUUUGGGGUACAAGCCAGUGGACGACGAAGUUUAUCAGAAUACCAGAAAGAUGAUCCUAUCCAAAGAAGGCAACCCAUACUACUUGAAAGGUUACUAUUUCGAAGGUAUCGGCGGCCCCCACAUUGGUAUUAAAAAUGCCUGGCCAAUGUCGCUAUUGAUGAGAAUCCGUACUACCGACGACGACGAGGAAAUCAUGAACAGUUUGGAAUUGGUAAUGCAAACAACAGGCCAACUAGGGUUGAUGCACGAAUCUAUAAACGUCAAUUCAAGAAACGGAAAAGACUACACCAGACCUUGGUUUGCAUGGUGUAAUUCUGAGUUUGGGAAAACAAUCCUACAUUUAGCCAAACAUAAACCACACUUGAUUUUCAAAAAAGAGUUUCACAAACCUUACGAAAUUGAUACACUUUUUUCUUUGUAA
This is a messenger RNA of Candida tropicalis MYA-3404, 660 nucleotides long. RefSeq lists its product as uncharacterized. Gene Ontology annotation, biological process: carbohydrate metabolic process. Bases 1 to 660 code for a protein of 219 amino acids. The transcript has a single exon. Lineage: Eukaryota; Fungi; Ascomycota; Pichiomycetes; Serinales; Debaryomycetaceae. The record is from RefSeq and is a predicted model, not a curated record.